Molecule: messenger RNA, 3060 nt
Organism: Ostreobium quekettii
Lineage: Eukaryota; Viridiplantae; Chlorophyta; Ulvophyceae; Bryopsidales; Ostreobiaceae
Source: the annotation of a GenBank genome assembly
AUGGAGGUCGACGUCGGGGAGGCGGGCAGGUCGUGGCCCAGGCCGCCGCUGCGGGAAUUUGACCCCGCGAGGGACCCGCUGGUGUUCCAGCAGCUGGAGGUCGACUACACGAAUGAAGGCAGGAAGGCAGUUGUACGGAUGUAUGGAGUGACCGAGGAAGGCAACAGUGUCUGCACAUUUGUUCAUGAUUUUGAGGCGUACUUCUACAUCAAGGCGCCCAUGGGCUUCAGCCAAGAUGACAUUGAUGCACUCCAAGCUGCGCUGAAUGCACAUCCUGUGGCAGCUGGCUUCAACGUUGUUCGUAUCGAACAAGAGAUGAAGUCCAAUGUGUGGACAUACCAGUUUGGACAACUCAGCCCCUUUCUGAAGAUUGUUGUCAACAUACCCCAAGCUGUCACAAAAUUCAGAGGUGUUCUUGAAGGUGGUGGGGUUGUGGCCAAUGGCAUCGUCCUGGAAAACUUGACCACUUAUGAGAGCAGCGUGCUGUAUGCCUUGCGCUUCAUGAUCGACAGUGGCAUGCCUGGGGCCAGUUGGGUGGAGCUGCCCGCCGGCACCUACAGCCUUGUGCCUGAGGGCAGCCACCAGACCACCUGUCAGCUGGAGGCCAAGGUUCGGUAUGACUCUAUCAUCAACCACCCCCCAGAAGGGAGAUACUCGAUGCUGGCUCCUCUUCGCAUACUGAGUGUGGACAUCGAAUGCGCUGGGAGGAAGGGUCAGUUUCCAGACCCCAAGCUGGACUCUGUCAUCCAAAUCGCAAGCUACAUCACGGUACAGGGGCAAAACGAUGCAAUCGUGAAGAAUGUGCUGACUCUGAAUUCUUGUGCCCCCAUCGUGGGCGCGGUGGUGGAAUCGUUCUCCACAGAGCGAGAGCUGCUGUUGCGGUGGAGGGACCUCAUGCUCAUCGCCGAUCCAGACGUCAUCAUAGGCUACAACAUUUGCAAUUUCGACCUGCCUUAUCUGCUUGAGCGUGGCCGCACGCUGAGGAUCGAUCGGGAGUUUGAAUACUGGGGCAGGCAGAAGCAGAGCCGCAUACGCAUGCGGGACUCGAAGUUCAGCUCCAAGGCUUAUGGCACGCAUGAGUAUAAGGAGAUCACCAUCGACGGGCGCAUACAGCUGGAUAUGCUGCUGGCAAUCCAGCGUGACCACAAAUUGUCAUCCUACUCUCUCAACUCAGUGUCCGCCCACUUCCUGGGGGAACAGAAGGAGGACGUGCACCACUCCAUCAUAACAGACCUGCAGAACGGCAAUGCAGAAACGCGCAGACGGCUGGCAGUGUACUGCCUGAAGGAUGCUUACCUGCCUCAGCGACUUGUGGACAAGUUGAUGUACAUGUACAACUAUGUUGAAAUGGCGCGCGUGACUGGGGUGCCCAUGAGUUACCUCCUCACAAGGGGCCAGAGCAUCAAGGUGUUUUCACAAAUUUUGCGAAAAGCCAGGUCGAGAAAUUUCUUGGUUCCCAACCUCAAGAAAAUGGGCCAAACAGACGGUGUGGCAUAUGAGGGCGCGACGGUCCUGGAAGCUAAGCAGGGCUUCUACGAGAACCCCGUGGCCACCCUAGAUUUUGCUUCCUUGUAUCCAUCGAUAAUGAUGGCACACAAUCUGUGCUACACUACUCUCGUGCCCAAGCACAGGGUGAACGAACUUCCCCCGGGCGAUGUCGAGACGUCUCCUAGCGGCGACACCUUUGUCCGCACCAGCAGGCAGAAGGGCCUCCUGCCUGAUAUAUUGGAGGAGCUCUUGGCAGCUCGCAAGAGGGCGAAGGCUGACCUGAAAAUCGCCACUGACCCUUUCGUCAAGGCUGUGAUGAACGGUCGCCAGCUGGCCCUGAAGGUCAGCGCCAACAGCGUCUAUGGCUUCACGGGUGCCACCGUGGGGAAGUUGCCCUGUCUGGAGAUCUCUUCCACAGUCACAGCCUAUGGUCGGCAAAUGAUCCUCCAGACGCAGGAGAUGGUAACCAAGAAGUACAACAGAAGCAACGGGUUAGAGCAGGACUGUGACGUUAUCUAUGGUGACACUGACUCCGUGAUGGUGAACUUUAAGGUUAAAGACGUGAAACGCGCAAUGGACUUGGGCAAAGAGGCGGCUGAAUACAUCUCUCAGACUUUUCCGAAGCCAGUGAAGCUCGAAUUCGAAAAGGUGUACUAUCCCUAUCUGCUGAUGAGCAAAAAGAGAUAUGCGGGGCUGCUGUGGACGAACCCCAAUGAGGCGGACAAGAUGGACACCAAGGGUAUCGAGUCCGUGCGCCGAGACAACUGCCUGCUGGUCAGGCAAGUGGUGACGACUUGCCUGGAGAUGAUCCUCAUGCAGCGCAAUGUGGCUGGGGCAGUGGAGUACGUCAAGAACACGAUCUCUGACCUCCUCAUGAACAGGUUGGAUCUGAGCUUGUUGGUGGUCAGCAAGGGCCUAACCCAGAACGCUGAAACGUAUGAAAACAAGGCCGCACAUGUCGAACUGGCCAAGAAGAUGCGCAAGCGAGACCCCGCAACUGCGCCUGGGGUAGGAGACAGAGUGGCGUACGUCAUCAUCAAGGCAGCAAAGGGUGCCAGGGCUUAUGAAAAAGCAGAAGACCCGAUCUAUGCCCUCACUAACAACCUGCCCAUUGAUUACCAACAUUACUUGGACCAUCAUUUGGCACAGCCCCUGACCAGGCUGUUUGAGCCCAUCCUCGGCAACAAUGCGAAGGAGCUUCUUCAAGGUUCGCACACACGCUCCAUCAGCGUCUCAACGCCGUCAGCAGCCUCCGGUGGCAUCAUGCGGUUUGCUAAGAAGACCGCCACAUGCCUUGGGUGCAAGACGCCCCUGGUUAAGGACUCCGUGUCGCCCCUGUGUGGGCACUGCCAGCCAAGGGAGGCUCAGAUCUUGACAUCGCUACUGGCGCAGGUCAACGACCUCGAGUCGCACUUUGGGAGGCUGUGGACGCAGUGCCAGGCGUGCCAGGGCAGCCUGCACCAGGAUGUGCUGUGCACCAGCAGGGACUGCCCGAUCUUCUACAGGAGGAAGAAGGUGCAGAAAGACCUGGGAGAGGUGAAGGUUCAGCUGGCAAGGUUCCCGGACUGGUGA